This is a messenger RNA of Entelurus aequoreus (snake pipefish), 2824 nucleotides long. RefSeq names its product neurotrophin receptor associated death domain (gene nradd). Lineage: Eukaryota; Metazoa; Chordata; Actinopteri; Syngnathiformes; Syngnathidae. Gene Ontology annotation, biological process: Rho protein signal transduction. The record is from RefSeq and is a predicted model, not a curated record. The transcript is spliced from 6 exons. Gene Ontology annotation, molecular function: death receptor activity; coreceptor activity; nerve growth factor binding. Gene Ontology annotation, cellular component: plasma membrane; cell surface. The coding region runs from base 422 to 1621 and encodes 399 amino acids.
UGGUUUAUUGGCUCACCCAGCAGCUUUUCUCGUCUGUGCUGUGGAGGAGAAGCAGGAGAGCACACACACAUUACAUACACGCAUGCACACACACGUAUGCACAGGUACGCGGUCACUGCAUCCUGCGACUUGAAACAAAAGAAACUUUGUGCCAAUUCACACAAAGCAAGAGGUAGAAAUGACGGAGUGACUUUGAACGCAUCACUUUUUUUCUGGGGAGACAACAGCGUCGGACUAUGAGGAAACUUCCCACUCCAAACAACCAUUUUUUUCUUUUACAACUUUUUGUCCUACUUGACUCAUUUGGAGAGCUGGAUUUUUGGAUGAGACCCCGCUAGUUUGGACUUUGACAUAUUUUUCGUGGGGUGGGAGGAACGAUCGUUGAUAGGCAAAGUCUAGGAGGAUUUUGGAGACAGAAAAUAUGGCAACACUUCUCAUCUGCGGGUUUAUUCUACUCAAGGUCGUCUUCGGGGACGCUUGUGCCAGCGGACAGUUUAGCGAAUCAGGCCAGUGCUGCAGUUUGUGUCCUGCAGGCUUUGGAGUGUCGGCUGAGUGUGGAAAAGAGGACACCAAAUGCACACCAUGUCCACAGGGGACUUUUUCCUCUUCGGAAGACCUCGGGCGUUGCCUCCCGUGCUCGCAGUGCCCGAACGGCGUCCCCACGUUGGUGUCCUGCUCGGCUGCUGAAGACACACAAUGCGAAUGCGAUAGCGGCUUCUUCUACCUGCGAUCUUUCAAUGUGUGCGCGCCUUGUUCAAAAUGCAACCGUGGCCAGGGGGCGGGACAGCAAUGCGGCCCCAAGGGGGACACGCUGUGCAGGGCUUGCGGCCGCGGAACCUUCUCUGAAGAACACCACAGCACCAAGCCGUGCCAGACCUGCACACAGUGCACAGACAGCGAGGUGGAGAUCCGGGCCUGCAUGCCCAACUCGGACACACUCUGCAUGGAUAAAAAGCUACACGUUCUCUCUGAUGCGGCCCGCAACGCUCCGAGUUGGUCGGGUGUUGAAGAGGUGACGCAAGGGGGAGGCAGCGCCGCCCCAGGGACACCGAAGUCCACCCCGCAGAAUGAGAACGGCAACAACAACAGCAACAACAUCCUGGCCUACGUGUCCGUACCAGCUGCAGUGGUGCUGGGCCUGCUGGUCUACGUCGCCUACAACUGCUGGAGAUCGUGUAAACAGAAGAAGGCUCUGUCCAAGGCCCGGGCCGCCGAGCUGGGCGCGUCCCCAGAAGGAGAGAAGCUGCAAAGCGACAGCGGAGUGUUCCUCGACUCGCAGAGUCUGCAAGACAACCAGCCCUGUAAAGGUACAAAGAGGGACAGCAAGCAGGACACACGCCUGUACAUCAACCUGCCCCCCCACAGGCAGGAAGAGGUAGAGCGGCUCCUGGAGGAGGGGGCGGGCCGCGGCUGGCGUCAGCUGGGCCAAGCGCUGGGCUACGACCCCGAGCAGCUGGACCUGUUCGGACGCGGCGAGGCCCCCGCUCGCACGCUCCUCUCCACCUGGGCGCUGAAAGAAGGAUCCACUCUGGGACUGCUGUGCUCGGCGCUGGCUCGCAUCGAGAGGCCCGACGUGGUGUCGGCCCUCAACUGUCCCACGCAGGGCGUCUCUGUGGUGUGAAGGAAGCCACCAUCAAGCUGCACCACUUGGACUGCAGAGCACGCCUUAUGAAUCUUUUUAAUCCACACUAAUAUACAGUAGUACCUCAACUUGCCAGCUUCAUUGGUUCUAUGACGGAGUUCUUCACCCAAAACAUUCUUAUCUCAAAUCAACGUUGGCCAUUGAAAUUAAUUGAAUCAAUUUAAUCAGUGUUUGACCCCCAAAACUGCACCAUUUUAACAGAAAACAAUACGAUAGAAUGUACUACAAACAACUACAGUAGUUUUAUAAAGUAAUUAAUUUAUGGUGCCUCCUUCCAGAUGCUUCUCCAACAAACACACCAUCUGCAGCUUUUUUCUAUAUUUUCAUGGAUAAUGUCUGCCGUUGAUAUAUUUCAUGGGUGUCCAAAGUGCGGCCAUUUGCGGCCCGCAGCUAAUUGUUUAGCGGCCCGCCACACAUUCUGGAAAUGCUAUUGCAAAAAAUAAAAAUUAACAUUUAAAAAAGUGGAAUGAGGUGAAAUCUAAUGAGAAAAAGUUGCAAUGUUGACACAAAGCUGCCAUGCAGGCUGUUUUUUUUUCUUUUGUCUUCCUUUCUUUUUCUUUUUUUGCCACUGCUCAAAAAAAUAUAUAAUGACAAAAAAAUCCAUGUUAUACUUCAUUAUUGUCAAAGCUCCAAUUAGUUCAAAUUUUUCACUUUAAAAUGUUUUAUGUGGUAAAUAUUGCAUAUAUUGUGUAGUUGCCAUAUAAAAACAAAGUUUCUUUUGACAAAAGAGCAUAAAACAAACAAAAUAAUAGUUCAAACGUAAAAUCAACAGAUAUAUCUGAAGUUGAUCUCUUAAAUGAUGAAAGUUUUUGUUUUUUUUAAAUAAUAAAAAUGUAUCACUUUAUGAGUGGGGCACCUUUUGGAUCCCAAAUAUAUUUAGUGGUAUUUUAUUUAUCUUUUCACUGUGAUGACUCAAAAAUAUUAAAUAAUUAAAAUCAAUGGUGUACUGCAUUAUUUAUAUUUUAGGGUUCUAACUACUAAAUACUGCAUAUUUCAGUUUUACUAUAAAAAACAAAGUUGUUUUUGACAGAAAAGCCAUAAAACCUUUUUUUUUUUUAAAGUUGAUAUAGAGAUUUACUGUAAGCGUUAAAUAAAAAAUAAUACAAAUUAGACUUAUUUUUAACAUUUUAAUAACUGAGACCCUUUAUGGUCCCCGGGACCCCUAAAGGUAAAAUAAAUACA